Thyridium curvatum is the source of this 3564-nucleotide messenger RNA. RefSeq lists its product as uncharacterized. The transcript has 4 exons. The coding region runs from base 1 to 3564 and encodes 1187 amino acids. Gene Ontology annotation, molecular function: protein binding. NCBI's taxonomy places the organism in Eukaryota, Fungi, Ascomycota, Sordariomycetes, Thyridiales, Thyridiaceae. The record is from RefSeq and is a predicted model, not a curated record.
AUGUCACGCAAAUUUACGCCAAGGGAGGAAGGCCAGAAGCUUGACGAGCUUCAAGAAGAGAUCGUGAGACUUUACAAGAGUGGCACGCUCAAAACAAUGAUGGCAGCCAUCAACUCGGAGCACAAACUAAAUGCUAGUGAGGCCCAAUUUCGAACGCGACUGGAUCGGUGGCAUGUGAAGAAAAAUGUCACCAAGUCAGACGCAGCAGCCUGGAAAAGAGUCAUACCCAUGCUUCCUGAAUUGCAGCAUUCCGACAAUGAAGUUGCUGUCACGUAUCGUAACAACGCGUACUCGCUCCAUCAGGCGCAGAGGAUAUCGGCGCGUGUUGACCCACCCAAACUGGUCAACACAAUUGCACUACAGGACUUCCGCAGCUUCAAUCGUUCUCCCACCCGACUUCAUGACAUUACUCGUGGUUCGCCCGGCGAGAUUCCAUCUCUAGUGCAAUCAUACAAUGUUCACGACAUCUUUCUAAAGAGAUAUGGGGCGCCUUGGCCAAGCGAGUUGAUCAUCUCCACGCCCAUGCUUCAAAAAGUUCAUUGUCUUGCCGACUGUCUUUCUUGGUACAGAAAACAACUUCUCACCCGCCCGCCCCACCUUAUGGGGGAUCUUCUUCUUGCUAUGCCCCAUCCUCAUAAAGACCCGAAGAAGCACAUCGACGGCAUGAAAGCCCUUGUGAGAUAUUCAGAUGACGAUCAACAAGAGAUCGCGUCUCUUCUUCUAAGGAUCAUGGCGUUCGCCAUAGCCAACAAUAUUUCGGACGCGAUACCGAAUGACGGAAUUCUAUACAAUCUGAUCCGCAAAGUCAGAGAUGCAAAGACCUGGAUGACGCGCCUCUUUGCGUUGCGAGAUCCAUUUUCUCAAUGCCUCUCUAACGCACUCUUUCUCAGUGCUUUCCGUCUACAUGAUACGACAAUGACGAGGAUCUGCCUAAGGGCAGGAGCCAACGGUGCUCAAGCUAUCCUUGCACCGUCUCCGAUAUCAGAGCUUGGAUUGGUUUCUAUGCCGGUCUAUGCUCUUAUACGAAAGGAUCUCUCCUUAGCCAGACUUCUGCUUGAGGAAAAAGCGCCUUGGAGGGCUUCUCGGUCGAGGGUGCAGAAGCCAAUCAAGACACUUCUCAAGUCCGUGAUAGGCUGCUGGCUUGUGGAAGAUGCCGUUUGGGAGUUCAUCACAGAAUCGUAUCCGGAGUACGAGAACGAAGCUUGGGAGGUCAUCAACGACAAACCAAAAUUUCCACGUGAAUGGUUUGUCGUACGCAAGCUGCUUCAAUCAUUCCCUCACAUGCAUUGUCCUGUGCAAUGGCAGCCAGCCGCAUUGUACUGGGCAUUGGUAUCAGAUGACUCAACAAGUCUCGCCAUAAUCGACCAGCCCGUCACUCUGAAGGAUUUCGAAAAAUGCUUCUAUGAAUCAGCCAUCCGCAGAGCCAUGUCUGACGCAAGGGAGCAAGGCAUACCCGAAGGCCAGAUAGUUGAGCUCGUCAAGAACCUGAUAUCCAGGGGCGCUGAUCCUUCUUUUGACCGGAGGCCGAUGGACGCAGCGAUCGAGUUCAAAUUCUGGAACAUUGCAGGACUUCUUCUCGAUCACGGUAGUUCGGCAGCUAAAGCAUGGGAUCGAAUUAUGGAAGAAGGGAUAUCAAAGGUUCCCCAUACAUUUCUGGUGAGAGUCUACAAGCCAGGGCAGUACACGAUUAGUCGUGCCAUCCGCAAUCGAGAGAACUCUGCAUUGAUCCGGCAGCUGCUCAAUAUGAACACGGAUUGCGAAUUGGGUUGUCCUCAAGGAGACGCUUACGAUUCCUUUCUAUCAGUAAUGCACUGGACGGAUUAUGAGCAUCUAGAUGUGAUAUUGGAAGCGAAACCUAUGCUGUACGACUGUCAAGCAUUGAUGCACGCAAUUCGCAAAACUGGUAGUUGCCUUGAUAGCCCAAGAAGUGGAGAAGUUGUCGAACGGCUCCUGCAGAAUCGACCAUCCGGGCGUGAGCCUUGCGCCAAUGAGGGCACUGCUUUGAUCUUCGCUCUGUGUCGAAACAUGGGGGAUACGGUAAAUCGCAUGUCACAAGUCGGCAUUUAUCUUCACCAGGAUUUGAAGACACAGCGUCUGGAAUAUAACCACGCCUCAACAUCUUCGGAACGAUCGACCCCGCGUGAACUGGAGUUUGUCAGUCUGUCCUCCUAUCGUUGUCAAGGGAUCAAUGAUCAGCACGGGCUUGACAUUCUUGUGAUGUAUGCCUCGUUUGAAGUAGUCCAGUCUGCGCUAGACCAGGGCCUUCAAGUCGCCGAAAGACAUCUGGACAUGGCAGUUGAUCUUGGACGAGCUGACCUGCUCGAAACUCUCACGAACAGCCAAGGGGCUGACUUGACACGGAGAGAAAAGUUUUACCUUCAGCGUGCCUGCCAGUAUGGCCAUCUGGGACUGGUGCAAAAGCUACUGGAUCUAGGCGUGGAAGUCGACAGCAAUGCCAGAAUGUUCAAGCUGAAUGGUGGUUCGUAUGAACGCACAGCGUUUCAAUCCGCUGUGGAGGGAGGUCAGAUUGCCAUGGUUGAGCUUCUGGUCGAUCAUCAUGCCAAUGUUAAUGAGCCCGCAGGGCAGGUUCGUGGUGCAACAGCCCUUCAACUUGCGGCAGGCGCAGGAAAUCUUGCUCUCGCGAGGAGGCUGAUGGACCUUCACGCUGCUAUUGAUGCACCGGCGAGUCCAGUAUGCGGGAGGACUGCGCUAGAGGCGGCUGCCGAACAGGGAAGACUUCCCAUGGUACGGUUUCUUCUACACUCGGGUGUUUCGACAAUUGGACAAUAUCGACGGCAGUAUAUCCGAGCGGUCAAAUUUGCGGUUAAUGAAGGACAUUGUGCAAUCGAGGGGCUACUCAGAGAUCAUCGUCCAUGGUCCAAUGAGGACUAUCAACUCUACCGGACUGAAACCCCUCGGGCUUACUGGACGGAGUUCUUCUUACACGAAGUAGCCGGCACGUCAUAUGGCUCGAGAAUUGUCGAUUCCGAUUCAUUCAAUGAUAUGUACUAUUUCAAGGAUGCGAGGUCUGUUAGACGUAGGGUGGCGACUAUUCGUCUUCGCAGUGCUCUGCUUGGUGCUGUCUCUCCUCGCCUUCAAGAUAUGGCCGAUGAUCAGCCUGAAACCCCGGCACAGCCAGAGUCGAUGGAAUUGGGCCAUGGAAUAAUCCAGUACCGCGAUCUCUACAACUCACCUCGACUUGGACUCGGAAGAAGCGUCCUACCGAGCACCAUCAUUUAUCUGGACAAAGAUUCGUCAAGUCUCUUGGAUUGUUAUCGACGAGAUGCAGCUCAGAACUGCACUGGAGACCGACAGAAUCCCGCCUUCGACCCUCUUAUUUCGGGAGCGGAAAUCGCUGCCGCCUCUGGCGAAGACCAUGAAAUGCUUGAUGUGAUGGCAGAAAAUUAUUACAUCUCGCACCGCACAUCGGAAGUGUUAGGCUCUGGAAGUGGCGAGGAUUUUUAUUGUGAGAAUUGUCGAAUGUUCCGGGCACUGUGUUGCUGUCUUGAUCCUUCUUACUCGGAUGGAAUGGAUGAUGUAUGUAUGGCCUUCUCCCUUGAGUAG